UGUUCAAGCGAGUAUCCAAUGACCGACUUCGGUUCUGCUUUGCCUCCAAUUGGGUGAACUAGCCACCGAAGAACCGAAACCGAAGUCCCAAGGUUCCCACCUGUCACGUUGUAUCCGCCACGAGCGCGCAUCAGCGAAAAGGACACGGAAUUGAGCCACCCCGUGGAUGGUGGCACACAGUGGAUACGCGACGACGUAUGGCGCAUGGAUCGCCCUUUGUCACAGUAACUUCGCCAUUAGGGCUAGGCAGGCACGACAGGGUCCGAAUAGGAGAAUUCUCUCCGAACCCGAGUUGCUGCGUUAGAUCGGAUUCGGACCCGAGAAAGGUCACCUUCGGGACGGUGCACAACACAGUAAGAAUACAAAGUUGCUCUGUGGUCUCGGCUACUGAAGGUCCAUGGUCAGAUCACACACAAUGGGAGAGGGAUCACGAUGAAUCUUUGGUGCUUCAAAGGGCAAUAUUCUUCAGAUGCAGAAGUCGAGAAGGGCGUGUUGGUACUACACUGCGCUGCGCUGCAAUGCACGUGGCCAUCGUUCCUCGCCUCUCUCCGCGCGAAGGCAGUCAUAGUUCGGUUGAUGCUGCUGCUGUCGGUACUGUUGAAAUUGCCAUGCAUAAUUCGCCAAGGAAUCGAAGGACAAAAGCCCGAGAAGUCGGAAUUGCAUAUCUCGGACGCGCACGACGAGAUGUUGGUGCAUGCACACACAUGAACGAUCACCUCCAGGGCUGGGCAUGACAGGCGGAAGAAGGUGAUGCGGGGGUAUGUAUUUGCUGCCCGGGUGCUCAUGAUAUCUCGGUUUCGGUCUCGUGUGAGAGGGGGGCAAAUGGGUGUGGUAGUUUAAUACCUGAGGCACCAAGCUGCUCCUGUAUCGAUUAACGUCACGACCCUGGACCUAUCGGUAAGGACUGUGAGAGUCACCUCCA
Messenger RNA from Dissoconium aciculare CBS 342.82, 922 nucleotides. RefSeq lists its product as uncharacterized. Lineage: Eukaryota; Fungi; Ascomycota; Dothideomycetes; Mycosphaerellales; Dissoconiaceae. The coding region runs from base 198 to 734 and encodes 178 amino acids. The record is from RefSeq and is a predicted model, not a curated record. The transcript has a single exon.